Molecule: messenger RNA, 1908 nt
Organism: Debaryomyces tyrocola
Lineage: Eukaryota; Fungi; Ascomycota; Pichiomycetes; Serinales; Debaryomycetaceae
Source: the annotation of a GenBank genome assembly
AUGAAUUCAACUAAAAAUCUUGAGAUAGAAGUGUGUUUGAGAUCUUGGGUGACACUUCUUCCUUUUUAUAACUUUAAUACUAGAGCGUAUGAAGAAAAUGCAACAGGUGUUGACUUCGCUAAAAUUAUCCAACAAUUAAACAUAUCCUUAACAUUCUACCUUGAAAAAGCAAUUGACGUACAAUUAAAUAUCAAUCUCAAUAUCAGACCUACAAAGAUCAAUGGAAAAACAUUUCAAAGGUAUUUUAAUAUGGAUUUCCUUAAAGAAAAGGAAAUAAGUUCCGAAAAAGGAGCUUGUCUCUUAUUGUAUACAUUGGAUAAAAAUAGUCAGUUCGACUCGUUUCAAAAUAGGAUAAUAGCUGAAGGAUGUUUUAAAGAGAUAAGCAUAGGUAGCAAUAUACAAGCAAAAUCCUACGACAGACAUAUGGGGAAAGAUUAUUCAAGUAGUAUCAAAGAUAUACUCUUCAAAGGGCCUCAUACUGAUACCAAAGAAAAAGUGUAUUUCCUGGUGCCGCCGUUUCUCCACCAGCAAAAAUCAAGCAUGAAUUUUAAACUGCUAAAGCCCCAAAGUACUGAAACCAAAGGGGACAGAAAUGGCGUAGGAAAGGAGUGCUCUUUCGUUGACAAGAUAAAUUCUGUAAGUCAAACAUGCUUGCUAACCGAUUCAGUGAAUACCACUUAUCUAUUCUACCUGUGUCCAGGGGAGCAAGUAAAUGAGUUAGAAAAUAAACAGUUGAAUAGUGUUUGGGAUAUAAUCAACCUUUAUAAUGAUUAUAUCGAAGACAAAGAAAUCAUUGACAUUGAAUGCCAAUUUAGAAAUACAUGUUUCGAGAAAAAAGGCACUGGAAGACAUAAUACAAGAAAGAUCUAUGAAGAUCUGAGUUUAAAUGAAGAAGAGGAGACUGAACAAACGAAUAACAUGUCCUUUAAUUACUCUAAAAUAUUCCAACCCAAAUUGGCAAAUGCUUUGUUAGAAUUAAAUAAAUCUAUUCCAAUGGAUACUAUUUCAAUGAGAGCUUCAGAGUUUGUAACAAUUACUCCCUUGCCUGACAAAAAUCUAAUAGGCUCAUGGGAGAAAUUGAAGAUGAAGGGUAACUUGAAGCAAAGUAUUUAUUCCAAUAUUCAAGUACUGUUGACCCUAUCAAAUAUGUUCGAACACGAGAACUAUUUUGCUGGCGAACUCUUAACAGCUCUGGACAAACUUAUCUUGUUACAUGGACCACCCGGGACGGGCAAGUCUUCAUUAGCUAGAGCCUUAUUUCAAAAAUUUUCGGUUAAAGCUAUCAGUUCAAUGAUGGAGCCAAUCAACCUACCACCUAUACUUUUAUUGGAAUUAGCACCCGAUAGGAUAUAUUCUCGUUAUUAUGGCGAGUCUCCGAAGAAGCUAUCCAUGUUGUUUUCUACCAUCGAAGCCACUUUGAAGAAAGAAAUGCAUGGCGGAUUUAUGUUUAUGAUAAUUGACGAAAUUGAAUCCCUUGCUACCGAACGGUCCAUACUUUUAGCCAAUAACGAAACAACAGAUGGUGUACGCAUGGUCAAUAUUCUACUCACCCAUUUGGAUAAAUUAAGACAAUACAAGAAUUUCUUCAUGAUAGGAACAUCUAAUCUCAUAGAAUCAGUGGACAGAUCAUUCAAGGAUCGAGCAAAUGCAUUAUACGAACUCCCUUUGCCUAACGAAGAAACCAUCUACAGCAUACUCGAACAACAGAUCAUUCAUUUCCUAGACCUAGGUAUUCUCUAUCAAAACAGCGGACCCAAUUCAAUAUCAUGUACAAAAACCACUUUGUCCCGCUCAUCGCUAUCCCAGUAUUCCUCCAGGUUGUUGUACCAGAUUACAGCCUACUGCUCAGUAAGUAUACCAUUUUGCAUCCAUGAGAAGUGCACAAAACUAACCAAUGAUCAUUUCUAG